CAUCUGAAGUUUCUCUGUGGACAAGUUACUUCACUUCCCCUUAGCUCACUGUGCUUCCAGUUGCAUAAUACCUCCCGUUUGCUUCAGUUCCUGUUACAUGAUGGCUAAAAGACAGAGCUGGUGAGGAAAAUGUGGUGCUGUGUAUUAUAUAGUCAGUCUUCACGGUCAUUGUUCAGGCGACAGUAAAUCGUAUAUUGUACCUUGAUAUCUCUCAGCUCUAAAUGUAUUUCAAAAGGCGAUUUCUUUGAGCUCUGGUAGACGGAUAAAAGAGAUGCAUCUCCUUCUAGCCCCAUUCAUCAUACUGGUUGGGAUUUCCUCCAUUUGUAAAGGUGAGCAUGAGAGCAGAUGCAAUGUUGUCCCUACAGAUCCGUACAUUGAAGUGGGAUCCGAUAUCAAGAUCGUGUGCCACACUUGCGUUAAUGAAAAAAUCUACUGGACGCUGCAAAACAGAGAAAUUGACGAGACCCUGUCAAAUAUCAUUAACUCCUCGUACACAGUCCUGUCACUGAGGAACUUCACUGAGCACAGUGCCACUGUGGUGUGCCAUGAAAAAGCAACAGGGGAUAUCAUUGGUGGUACCACCAUCAAGACAUACUCAAAACCUAGCAAAAUCUCCUGCAUCCUUGACUAUGAUAAUCAAAAUGCGUCUGGUGUACCAGAACUGCUUACAUGCAACUGGGAGCAUCAGAUUAAUCCUUCAAAAGAAAUAUACUACACUGUACUGAGCUCCUCUUGGCUGCACCCUUCCCAGAGUGAAAUCUGCAACUCUCAAAUAACAACGUGCACAUCAAAAUAUAAAAAUAUAUCUGAUAAAAUAUCCAUGUUCGGGAGUUUUAAUGUCACUGUGAGAGCUAAUUCUUCUGUUUUUGAAGCUUAUUCUGAAACUCAAGAAUUUACCUUCAAUCAAAUAUGGAAAAUUGUCCGUCCAAAGUUAGAUGUAACUACUCGCCCUGGUGGUGUUUUGGUUAAAUGGACCCAGAUGUACAGUUCAGUAGAGUGUCACUGUCAAGUCAAAUACAAUAAGGUUGUCAAUGUAAGAACUCCAGAGUGGUUGAUUGAUACAACUUUAUACGGUGAAGAAAGGGGGAACAUAACCGUUAAAAACUUGGAAUCCUGCAGCACCUAUACAUUUUCAGUCCGCUGUGCUUUAGACAAGGCGCCCUGGAGCGACUGGAGCCUUGAGAAGAGAGUUUUGACCAAACUAAACAUGACUGAUGUCAAGCUGCGUCUUUGGAGGAACAUAGCCGAACCAGAGAAGCACGGUUUGAGAAAAGUUCAUGCCAUGUGGACGGGGAUUCCUUCAACAUGCCAGGACACAUUUACCUACAGGAUCAAGCUGAUUCCCUCCAAGCAAAACAUAACUGGAGUAAAUUACACCGAAACUUUAUGCGGCAAUUCAAGUUAUGAUGUUGAUGUGAACCAGAAUGCACACAGAAUCAUUCUCACAGUCUCCCAUAAUGACGCCGUGUUUUCAGAGGACUCUGUUUAUGUUCCAGCCGCCAGAGAGAGCCUCCCUCAAGUUACCGACGUCCAAACCACAACCCUUGAAGGAGUCAUUGAAAUCAGCUGGAAGGCUCCGGGUCAGCCUGUCAGUGGUUAUAUGAUCGACUACACCCACAAUGGAAAUCAGUUCUACUGGAAGGAGAGCACAAACACUAAUGUAACACUGACUGACCUGCUGGAUAAGACGCCAUACAACAUAACUGUAACUCCCCUCUUUGAUGGCAAGACAGGUCAUGGCACACAAGCUCUUCAGAUCUGCUCCAGAGUCGGAGAUACAGGGAAUGUCACCAUCAUCGAUGUUCAGGCUUAUGACAAAAGUGCUUUUGUGAGCUGGGAUGUGAAGUCACAGGAAGCUUGCAGCGGGGUUGUUGUCAGAUACACCGUCUUCUACAACACACAGAAAGGACCGCAGCUCAAUGUCUCUGUGGAUAGAACAAAGCAGUUCAUCUUAUUGAAAGAUCUGACUCCGGACACUCAAUACCACGUCUACAUCCAGGCCACAGCUCUUACUGGGACAACCCAAAGCAGUGAGUGGCUGUUUAUGACCAAGAGAUUUGACCCGAGGCUCACCACGGCUCUCCUGGUGUGUGGAAGCAUCGCUGUGCUUCUGGUGUUGUCGCUUGGAUUAUGCUGCGCAGUUCAGUGGAAGAAGUUCAAGGAGAAGCCGGUACCAAACCCUGGAUUCAGUUCUGUGGCGUUGUGGUCACCAGAAAAUCAUCAAGAGGGAACAUGCCCUGUUGAGCGAGUCAAUAAACCACACGAAAGCCCCUUUGAUAUAGUUUACCCAGAAGAACUUGAGGGAAUGACCACACCUUCACUACCUACAGGCUGUAAAAGUAACAUAGUCAGGGACCAGACGGAGGAAUACACAGUCCCAGAUGUAGUUCCGGCACCAGACUUACAGAACAAAGACCCACGUGAAUCUGAAGACAUGCUACAUCCAUCGUCUCCUGAAGAAUCCACAGCGCUGCUUCUCUCAGAGCGCAACCAGUCCAGCCCGUAUCGAAGUCAGAGCUCGAAGGAAGCUCCUGCCCAGCGGACCAGUAAACAAAGUAAGCGCGCUGCACUGGAACAGGAAGACAAGACGACGUCUGCGACUGUUUAUGUCACUUUGGAGAUGUUUGAGCAAGACAACGGACAAUCGACAGAAACGGUAACAUAAGACAUGGAUAAACCACGCAGAUUUAAACCGGCAAAAGACUUCCAUUAGCAAGUGUUGCAUCUUCAGGCUUUUGUAGUGUAGUGAAAUGUUUUUUUUUAAUUAAGUAUGUUUAUUCGCUAUCAUUUAGUGUUACAAACAUGUAAGAUAAGAUAAGAUAAUCCUUUAUUUAUCCCACAAUGGGGAAAUUUACAUUGUUACAGCAGCAAAGAGCAAAGAUUGCAAACAAAAAGUGAACACAGCACAAUUUAAAUAAAAAUGUAAUACUAUGUAUGAAAACAGUUAAAGCCAGGGUUGGUGAUUUUCGAAAACUAGAAUGAUUUUGAAAGCAGCAUUCCCUCAGUGCUCCGUCUGCACCCUCCCCCUCCCCUCUGUGCUCCCUCAAAAGCAACGCCCCCUCACUUACAUGCACUCUGAUUGUUGGUUAGUGCAUACAAGGGGGUAGAGAACGAGCAAGGAGACAGGGAGGCGUGAUUGGUUCAUUAAAUUGCUACCUCGUGGCAGACAUUGGUCUAAGUUUUUUACCUGCUUACAACUGCUAAGGAUGAUGGAUUUUCUUCGUUCCUUUUUCAGAGCACAGGAGUUAUUCAUUUCUGUCAGGACCGAAAGACGAUUUCAACCAAAAUCUUUAAAAGUGUAUCUGGAGAAAAUGAGCAACCCUGCCUUUAAAAACACAACAACAGCGUAAAAAGCUGCUCUAUGAUGCGAACUUGAGUCUUUGCAGAGAUGCAGAUAGAUAACCAUAUAUCACCCAAGCAACACUUGAAACUCAAUAAUACAAUAAAAAUAUUAAUUCAGAACUCAUAAUUAAAAUUGGCUGAAAAAGUUUAAGCAAUGAACGCCAAAAACAAAAAUGUACAUUUACAGGCGCCAUUGUAUCAAAUAUAUGCUAUGUGUGCAGGGAUAGCAGACUGAGGAUUUAUGUUUACUCUGCAAAUCAGUGAGUGUUGCAGUCGCUGUUAUAUGUAUUAUGGUAUGUUAUUUAUUAUGAUAAGAUUCUCAUCUUGUCCACCUCUUACUGUAUAAACCUGCUUGUGUGACACAAGGAAGCUGUUACUCAUUGCAGUUUACUUCUCAAAAUAUAGAAAAGACAUGUAUCACAUAGAUUUGUUCUCAACUAAUAGUGUAGCAUUUAUUGUUCUGAAUUUAAUUUAAUAAUGCCUGAGAUAGUUUUGUCUUUUUGUACACACCAAUAGAUUCAGAAACUUGCCCUUAAUAAGCUGUUUACACAUCUUCAAAGGAUUUAGCAUUUAAUUUUUUGUUUGUUGCAUUUGUUUGUUUUUUAACAUAUUUGUUGUUAAAUCUGACUUUAGUUUUUAUUCCAAAGUUUUUUGUACAGAAGAUUUAGUUUGAACAGCAUCAUCAUCCCCCACAGAUUUGAUUAAUUCAUGUCCAGUCUUUAAAGCUUCCUUUAAUCCCAAUUAAUAUGAAUGAUAAUACUUGAGCAACACCCAAACCCCUAAAUCGUAAGUACCUUCAUACGGCGGCAGUAGCUCAGUCUGUAGGGGCUUGGGUUGGGAACCAGACCCAAGGAACCGGUUCAAGUCCCAGUGCAGAC
Labrus bergylta (ballan wrasse) is the source of this 4220-nucleotide messenger RNA. Its product is annotated as interleukin-6 receptor subunit beta. Gene Ontology annotation, biological process: cytokine-mediated signaling pathway. The record is from RefSeq and is a predicted model, not a curated record. Gene Ontology annotation, cellular component: signaling receptor complex; external side of plasma membrane. Gene Ontology annotation, molecular function: cytokine binding; cytokine receptor activity. NCBI's taxonomy places the organism in Eukaryota, Metazoa, Chordata, Actinopteri, Labriformes, Labridae.